Molecule: messenger RNA, 597 nt
Organism: Cooperia oncophora
Lineage: Eukaryota; Metazoa; Nematoda; Chromadorea; Rhabditida; Trichostrongylidae
Source: the annotation of a GenBank genome assembly
AUGGAGUCCCAGAUACGCAUGAACUACGCCAAGGAGCUCGAGGCAGCUGUUAAUAAACAGGUGAACAUCGAGCUGUAUGCCUCAUACGUCUACUUAUCGAUGUCAAUGUACUUUGACCGUGACGAUGUCGCUCUGCCAAAAAUUUCCAAGUUUUUCCGAAAACAAUCCGACGAGGAACGUGAGCAUGCUUUCAAGAUCAUGAAGAUGCAAAAUCUUCGUGGUGGACGAGUUGUCCUGCAGGCUGUGAACAAGCCCGAGAAGGACGAGUUUUUCCGAAAACAAUCCGACGAGGAACGUGAGCAUGCUUUCAAGAUCAUGAAGAUGCAAAAUCUUCGCGGUGGACGAGUUGUCCUGCAGGCUGUGAACAAGCCCGAGAAGGACGAGCGCUUACUCGACCUGCACGCUGUAGCAACGUCAUGCAACGAUCCGCAGUUCACUGAUUUCCUUGAGUCGGAGAUGCUUGAGGAGCAGGCCGCAUUAGCUCUCGAGAAGUUCAACAACCAGGCGUUACUCGACCUGCACGCUGUAGCAACGUCAUGCAACGAUCCGCAGUUCACUGAUUUCCUUGAGUCGGAGAUGCUUGAGGAGCAGGCUUAG